This is a messenger RNA of Penicillium longicatenatum, 1005 nucleotides long. RefSeq lists its product as uncharacterized. The record is from RefSeq and is a predicted model, not a curated record. The transcript has a single exon. NCBI's taxonomy places the organism in Eukaryota, Fungi, Ascomycota, Eurotiomycetes, Eurotiales, Aspergillaceae. Bases 1 to 1005 code for a protein of 334 amino acids.
AUGUCUCGCUACGCCGCAGCUCAUGCCAAUCCCCAAGGCCAGGGUGAUGCCAGACCCACAGCAAUGCAAAUCGUCAAUGACGAGGGAAUGGAAGGAAAAUUGGCCGACAAGGUCAUUGUCAUCACCGGAGUCUCCUCUGGCAUCGGCAUCGAAACCGUGCGCACCCUCGCAACCACAGGAGCACGACUAUUCCUGACAGCCCGGGACCUAGUCAAAGCAAAAACAGCCCUGGGAGGCAUCUUCGAUGCCACAAAGAUGGAGCUCAUCCACAUGGACCAGACAUCCUUCGAGAGUGUCCGAGCUGCUGCCGCCGCAAUUCUCUCCAAGACAGAUCAAAUUACGAUUCUUGUCGCCAACGCUGCCAUCAUGGCCGUCCAGGACCGCCAGCUGACAGAGGAUAGCUAUGAGCUGCAGUUCACAACCAAUCAUCUGUCCCAUUUUCUUUUCUUCAAUCUACUCAAACCCGCCCUUCUAGCUGGUUCAUCGGCAGGUUUCCAGUCUAGAGUCGUUGUGGUAUCUGCUGCUGCGCAUCGAGUCGCCACUCUUAACGAGUCGGACAACUAUCAUUUCCAGAAGGGUGGUUAUAGCCCCUGGGGAGCUUAUGGCCAGUCAAAGCUAGCAAAUAUCUACAUGGCCAAUGAGAUCGAGCGUCGAUUUGGUUCGAGUGGUCUGCAUGCCACCAGUCUGCAUCCUGGUCUUAUUGCCACGGGCUUGGCGCAGCAUUUGCCCAAGCAAGAGCUCGAUGCGAUGCUACAGAAUGAGUUUAUACUCAAGAUGCAGAAAAGUGUGGAACAGGGAGCUGCUACUACUGUGUGGGCUGCGGUUUCUAUGGAACUGGAAGGCAAGGGUGGUCUGUACCUUAGUGAUUGUGCGGUUGCUAAGCGUGGUGAGGAUGAUGGUAAUUAUGCACUAGGGAUGACUUCGAGCUGCACCUACAAUCCCGAGAAUGAGGCUAGAAUCUGGAAAGACUCAUUGGAAAUGGUCGGACUGUCAGAGAAUAACUGA